Messenger RNA from Musa acuminata AAA Group (dessert banana), 1500 nucleotides. RefSeq lists its product as uncharacterized. Lineage: Eukaryota; Viridiplantae; Streptophyta; Magnoliopsida; Zingiberales; Musaceae. Bases 532 to 1272 code for a protein of 246 amino acids. The record is from RefSeq and is a predicted model, not a curated record. Gene Ontology annotation, molecular function: SUMO-ubiquitin ligase activity. The transcript is spliced from 6 exons.
GUUGGCGGCCGAGCGGUCUAUAUCGAGUGGGUGGGAGAAGACUUUAGUCUCUUUUAGCUCCCGUUCCACUUAAUCUUCCGCUCGCUCUUCCCUUCCUCCGAUGCGUCGUCGCCUUGUUCUUGAUCGACAACUGAGGAGGAUCCCGUCCCUCUUGCUUCCGGACCUGAGCCCUUAAUCUUGUCUUUUCCGGUAUGACUCCUCGGUGUCUGUGCUUAAGUCUUUUUCUGGCCAAAAUUUGCCUUUUUUUCGGGGACGGACUUGGAAUCCUACAGUGUUAUGAUUCAAUUUGAUAGCUUCUUCAAAAUUUACCUUUUCUUGGAGAGUAGCUUCAUCAACAUUUACCUUUUUCGGGGUUUUCCAACGACUGGGUGGAAGACCAAGUUGGUCCCCUUUCGCCCCCUUUCGCCCCCUUUCCAUUGAUCUUUCGCUCGCCCUUCCUCCGACGCGUCGUCGCCCUUGUUCUAAUCCAGAACCGAGGAGAAUCGCAUCCGUCUGCUUCCAGACCUGAGCCCUAAUGUUGGUUUUUUCCGCAUGACCAAUCUUGGGCCAUCGAGACGGGUUACAAAGAGGAGUGCCCGAGAUAAUAUUCAAUCCAAAAUGGUUCUAGAUGUAGAUCUCAAUUCUCCACCUCUUGAGAUCCAUGAGCAAGAAGCAUCUUCUGGUUCCAGACACCCUGCUGCAUCUCAUGGAACAUCUGCUUCCAUCAAUCCUCGGCAUAUUUAUCCCAGUGGACAGCAUCAGGGUUCUGCCCCACAGCCCUAUGAUGUUUUAGACAGUUCACUUAUUGAUGUAGAUGCCAUCGAGGAUGAGGUCCAGAUGCUCUCAUCCCCAAGAGGGUUUCCUCAGGCAAGGAAUCAUUCUAGGAGAAAUCAACCUGUGACAGUAGUCCUCGAUGAAGAUCUUGACACAAGUUCAAGAAUAUCAGAGGGAUCAGCAACCAUAUUAUCUUUGAAUGAUCACAAUAAGCAUGAAAGAAGUUCAAGAAACAUUUCAGUUAUUAAUUGUGAGCUUUAUCCAGCUCUGGAAGAGGAGUCCAACGUGAAGGGCAAGAAUGUCAUGGAAGCCAGGCCGGAGCCGCCAAAGGAACCAGCUUUCAUCUGCCCCAUCUGCAUGGACACACUGGUGGAGCCAUCGUCAACUAUUUGCGGCCAUAUUUUCUGCUGCAGCUGCAUAAAGGCGUCCGUUAAAUCUCAGAAGAAGUGCCCUACUUGUCAAAGAAAGCUAAGCAUGAGCAAUUUCCACAGGGUGUAUCUUCCAACUACUACUGACUGAGAUUGAGAGGAAGUGGAGCAACAAAGAUUAGCCUGUGCUUGAUCGCUACUGGAAGCGGAGCAUCACAGGUGUGUGCUCGAGCCUGCACGCAGCUUUUUAUAUUCAGUCUAUUUCUUUCAUUUUUUUAUUCGGGCAUUCCCACACAUCAAACUGUGUCCAAAUCUGACAGUCAAUCUUUGACCUUUGUCAUCUGAUUUGGAUCUUCUCUAGCUAGCUAACCUUCCUGCC